This is a messenger RNA of Orussus abietinus, 854 nucleotides long. Its product is annotated as c-Myc-binding protein. NCBI's taxonomy places the organism in Eukaryota, Metazoa, Arthropoda, Insecta, Hymenoptera, Orussidae. Gene Ontology annotation, biological process: regulation of DNA-templated transcription. Bases 240 to 515 code for a protein of 91 amino acids. Gene Ontology annotation, cellular component: nucleus. The record is from RefSeq and is a predicted model, not a curated record. Gene Ontology annotation, molecular function: transcription coactivator activity. The transcript is spliced from 3 exons.
CAAAUACAUUAUUUAAAAUUACUUGUAGUCUCAAAAAAUUCUGAAAGUAGUGGGGCCCUGUUAUUUCUACAUCUUUCAAUUGUUUAAUCUUGUUAUUUCAAGAUAUGACAUGUCCACAAAAUUACUUAAAGUUAAAUAAUUGUUCCAUAUUCUGCAAGAUUUGAGUACAAGUCUUAUGAAGUAACACAAAUUCCUCUAUUACAGAGUUAAGAGCUAAUCGAAGUAAAGCUGAUAGUAAUAUGGCCCGACCAAUUGACUCAAAACGUGAGGAAUUUCGCAAAUAUUUGGAACGCGCGGGAGUAAUGGACGCUCUUACAAAAGUUCUUGUAUCUUUAUAUGAGGAGAUCGAAAAACCAGAAGACGCACUCGAAUAUGUUCGUAAAAAUCUUGGUGGUAUUACGGAAGGAACAUCUGACAUGGAACUACUAAAGAAAGAAUUGGCAGAAGCAAAGGCGAGAAUAGUGGAAUUAGAGGCACGAUUAGCUAGACAUGAACCAGAUGAAAUUGCCAAUUAACAAAGUGACAAUUAACCAUUAACAACAUUGUGUAAAACUGGUUUUAAUUCGCAGACUUUUCUUUUUGAAAAAACUGCGUCCUACCACGUGCCUUAAGAUAAUAGAAUUGCAGGUUCUGCGAUAACGUUGUGUGUACAUGAGCUUUUUCCUUAAAUAUUCUAUUAUAAAUAAGCUGGAUACAAUUUUGUAUUAUUUUCUCAAAUAUUGAUUUCUUUAUGUUCCCGAAAUCAAAAGACCAAGUGGUACAAGCCGAGUAUUAUGAGUUAUAUUAUAAAAUGUACAAUAAGCAAUGCUAAGAGUUUGUGUUAAAUGACACAAAUAAAUUUUUGUUUUAUAUGA